Messenger RNA from Dovyalis caffra, 1026 nucleotides. NCBI's taxonomy places the organism in Eukaryota, Viridiplantae, Streptophyta, Magnoliopsida, Malpighiales, Salicaceae. The record is from the annotation of a GenBank genome assembly.
AUGGACGAUCUUCCCUUACAGAAAAUUACAAUAUCAGGCCCCACAUUAUCCGCCUUGAUGCACCGGAUCACCACUUCCCUCGGCGACGUGGACGGUCUCUUAUUCGGCCACGUAACCCAACUUACCCCUUCUACCCUCACCGACGAUAACACUCCCCAAAACCCCGAUUCUAACCUUAUCGCCACGAUUACCUCCUUCUUUUGCCCAAAUUCCCCUCUCUCCUUCUACGACUCAAUCGGCCGAGUCGACUCCGUCCCUCUCCACCGAUUCCUCUCGUCAACAGCAAUUCACCAAAGGAAUAGUAGCAGUAGCAGUAGUAAUUUCCUCGGUUGGUUCUCCGCGAGAAGGAAAUCCCCAAUUCGCCCUUCGAUGAGGGAAUUUUUUGUUUCGCAAUCUUUGAACACGCUUAAAACGGUGGAGAAUGGUGAAAAAGGUUUGAAUCCUUGCGUUUUUUUGUUAUUUACGACGCCUGUACAAGGCGAGUUGUUAUAUCAUACGCAUGAGUAUCGCGCGUAUCAAUUUCGAAUUAAUUCAAGAUGCUUUGAGCCAAAAACGAUUGGAAUUGAUAAUAUUGGCCCGGAUUUUCGAGGGAAUUAUGGGUGUUUUAGCCCUAAUUCUCCAUUUCCGGAGUUGAAUUGUGAGUUGAGAGGUAUAUCGGUGAUGAAUGAGGACAGGAAUGAUGAAGUGGGGAAGAGUUUGGGCGGGGUGAAGAAGAUUUCGAGGGAUCAAAAAGAAUUGGGUAUGAUUGCGGAGGGGUUUGAUGUUGGGGAUUUGGGGAAGUUGAUGGGAUCGGAGACGGGGAAUAAUACAAUGGGGUUAGAACAUUUGUAUGAGAAAAUGUUGGUUAAGCUUGACAAUUUGGCUAGGCAAGUUGAGAAGAGCAAUGCUAAGGUUUUGGAGAUGUUUGAAUCUAAGCGUCGGAAAGCCUGUCUGAAUGGUUCUCAGGAAUCACUUUAUUCAGUCGCAGCUUUGCUCCUGAUAUCUUAUAGCAUGCCUUCGGCUUUGCGCCAAUAUAGACUGCUUUGA